AUGGGAUACAAGGAAGGGAUGGUGGAGAGGGACCAUGGGAAGGAGGAAAUCUAUGUUCACAGCAAGUACCAGAGUGUUCACAGCAGGAUCCGGGUAAAACGUCUUUCUGUGUAUCCUUGGCUGACAGAAGGCCAGGCUCAAAGCAAGUUCUAUGGAGUCCUCAGGAAACCGUUAUACCUGGACAUUUCAGGAGUAAAUGACCCAGAAAGCAUUCCACAUGGCCAAAGAAUCUGCCUCCACCCCAAGUUUAAUCCCAAAGAUGAAAAUGAUCCAGUGGAAGCAGAUAUUGGCUUGAUCAUUCUUGAAGAGCCUAUUUCCGGGGAUGAAAUACCACUAUCUCAGUUCACUAAUAUAUCCUUGAAGAGCUGUUCUAAGUGCCAAUACCAAAGCUGUUAUGUGUAUGAAUAUCAGAGUAGCAAGAAGCUCGGAACCACUAGAGUAAAGAAGAUAGAUGUGCAACUUCUAGAUUUCUCAACAUGCCACCAUCAGCAUUCCUAUCUAGAGAAGACUGUGGGCUUGUGUAUUCAGAGUCAACCACGGGAAGACUGCUGGAUACAGCGAGCCAGUCCUGUUCUAUGUCUCCUAAAGAACCACUGGGAACUAGUGGGCCUCAUACAUAGGACUUCAAAGAUAUGUCAAAAUCCCACAGUCAUCAUUAGAACAACUCCUUACUUUACCUGGAUAAAACGAUUCAUCAAGGCAGGAGCUUCAAAGCCAAGAUCUUCUCCCAGAUACAAUAAUAGAUGAUCUGGUGCUAUUCUUUUGAGUUGCAGUAAGUGGAAGUAUAUAGGGAAACAGACAGCUUACUACUAUAAAGAACCAUGUGAUUCUGCCAAUGUGCACCCUGGAAAUACAGAUUGCUGCAUACUUUUCACAAUGAUUAAUAUAGACCUUUGGAAUUUACUACUACCCCCAAACUUACCCCAGAGAUAUUGGUUUCUUUUUAUUGUGAUACUGUUACUAUGCACUAAAAAAAAUCAGGAACAUAAAAAAUACUUUUAUAGCUGGGGGUGGGGGCAUUCUCCUGUAAUCCCAGAAAUGGGAAGGUGGGUAUCUAUAGGAGGGUCAGGAGUUCAAGGCCAACUUCAGCUAUAUAAAGCAUUUAAUAACAGCCUGGGCUAUGUGAGACACUGUUGUAAAAACAAGCAAGCAAACAUCAGAAUCAUGGGUGACUUUCCUGCUGUUUUGCAAAGAAUUCUUAGUGCCCUGCAGCUUCCCAUGGCCCUUUCGUUUGUCUCUAUGAGCUAGAAUGGUUAAUGUGCUUCGUGUGGAUUUACCCUAAUAGCAGGCUAGGACCCCAUUGCUAUAACUUUCAUGUUAGUGUUCUCUGUCAAAGGAUGUAAGAAACAUUGUAACCAGCAACCAGAGCUUCCAGGGACUAAGCCACUACCCA
Molecule: messenger RNA, 1393 nt
Organism: Rattus rattus (black rat)
Lineage: Eukaryota; Metazoa; Chordata; Mammalia; Rodentia; Muridae
Exons: 6
Biological process (GO): proteolysis
Molecular function (GO): serine-type endopeptidase activity
Source: RefSeq, a predicted model, not a curated record